This is a messenger RNA of Pangasianodon hypophthalmus (striped catfish), 2563 nucleotides long. It is a transcript of the gene pglyrp5, whose product is annotated as peptidoglycan recognition protein 5. The transcript is spliced from 4 exons. NCBI's taxonomy places the organism in Eukaryota, Metazoa, Chordata, Actinopteri, Siluriformes, Pangasiidae. Gene Ontology annotation, biological process: peptidoglycan catabolic process. Bases 277 to 807 code for a protein of 176 amino acids. Gene Ontology annotation, molecular function: N-acetylmuramoyl-L-alanine amidase activity; zinc ion binding. The record is from RefSeq and is a predicted model, not a curated record.
UGCUGAACUGCUGUAGUUUCUGUGUGUGUGUGUGUGUGUGUGUGUGUGUAAAAGUGUGUAGCUGACUCUCUCACGCGAAAAUUCCACAAGGAAAUGCUGAAACAUGUCCGCCCUCAGCAACUUGCUUUAACCUGCGGAGUGUUUAUAAAUUGCUCUCAUUUUUCGUGUUUAGACACACACACACACACUGACACUUAUAAACAGUGACACACUGACACUGACACACACUUUGACACUGACACACACAGUAACACACACAGUGAUACACACACAGACAUGACAGGAGCAGCUGAAUACAGUACAGUGACGGUGAUCCCUCGCAGUGCGUGGAAGGCAGUGGAUGUUCAGAUCAGAGAAAGAUUACACAAACCUGCUGAUAAGCUUAUUAUCCAUCACACAGCAAUGGGGAGCUGCUGGAAUCGCACACAGAGCAUCGCUCAACUAAUACAUAUUCAGCAAAUACACAUCCACGAGCGCAACUUCGCAGACAUCGGCUACAACUUUUUGGUGGACCAGGCUGGUGUGAUGUAUGAAGGUCGUGGCUGGGGCAUCGUAGGAGCACACGCGAAAACACAUAACCAUAGCUCUGUCGGUGUUGCUUUUAUGGGCAACUUUAAUGAUGAGUCGCCGAGCGUGCAGGCUCUGUCAGCCGUGCGUGCUUUGAUCCAGCACGGAGUGGCCAAGGGAUAUUUACAGCCCGACUUUGUGAUUUUGGGACACAGAGACGUUGCAGACACGCAGUGUCCAGGAGAGAAGUUGUAUUCCUCACUACACACACUCAAGACACCAAUAAACCACACAUUCUGAAGGUUUCAUUGUCUAAAACUAAUGUUUAAAUGACUCUUGCACUCUGCAGAUACUGUAUUUCAUGAAAUCCUUGUGUGCAUUUCACUUGUUGUUUAUUAUUAAUUUUGUAUAGUUUGUCCUAACCUCCUAUGUAAGCACCAAAUCCAACAGAUUCUGAUUUAAUGACCCAUCAUUAGAUACUCUAAGAGAAUGUUCUCAUAACAGGGAAAGACAGGAAACACAAAAGUAUGAAAUUACUAAGAAAUUAAGGCUUGUAAAUCAAUGUGAUAAUCACAAGCCUUCACCAGUUCCAGUUUUACAGUGCACUCCAGUGUUUAGAUGCAUUGCAAGAAAGAAGCACUUCCUGACAGCAUCUAAAAAAAAAAACAAAAAAAAAAAACGCAGCACUCGAACCUUACCAGGCGUCUUGAGAACUGGAAUUACAAUUGUCAUCAUGUUUCAGAUGAAACCAGAAUCUAACUUUCUGAUCAUGCACACCAUCAGCAUAUUUGGUAACAAAAGGGGACUGCGUAAGAGUAUCAUUUCUGCCUUUUAUACUUAUAUAUUCACACACAAAUGGUUAUAGUGGUUUGCAGUUACAAUCUCAAUCUUAGUAUUUGAGCUCUAGUGAAACUCUGUGGUCUGAAUUGAAGAGGAAAGUCCAUGUGCACAAUCCUAAGAAUAUACAGUGGGGUCCAAAAGUCUGAGACCACAUUGGAAAUCUGGGAUUUUUUUUUUUUUUUUCAUUUAAAAUAGCUAAUAAUCGGAAGGUUUUAGAAUUCUGAAAUAUUUAAAACAAAGGAAGUAAAUAUUGAAUAUCUUGAAUAUUUAAUAUUCAAGAUUAUGCACCAUUUCUAGGUCCCUAUUUAUAUGUAAGAAAAUUUGUAUUUCUGACCAUGUUAAAUGCUUUGUACAAAAGGUCAGAUUUUACUCAUGCAUAAUCUCUUGUACUGAAGAAUGUGUUCAGACGACACUCCGAUGGAUUUGGUCUAAAAUGGAUCAUAAGGUUUUGCACAAACUUGUGGAGUCCAUGCCGGCUCGAGUGCACACUGUCUUUAUAGCAAAAAGGGGACAUAUCAAAUACUAAGAAACUGUUUCUAAAGAAAAUGUUUCAAAGAUUCUACUUUUCACUCACUUCAUUGUUGUCACUAAUAUAAUUUGUAAUGAAAAUGUAAUGAAAAUGAAAAUUACAUCAUUUUCACUAGUGGUCUCAGACUUUUGGACCCCACUGUAAGUGAGUUUAUAGUGAGUUUAAAAUGCACGGAGGAGUGGACAUUGAUGCCUCUACAAGUUUCCAACCUUGUAAGGCAAUACAGGAAGAGACUUAGUUCUGUUUUUCUCUCCAGGGUCGGUGUCAUAAAAUAUUGAUUAAUUAAACCAGUGUUUUCAAGAAAAAUACAUAUCCCUGUAUGCUUGGGCUCAAAAUAUCACUUGAUGCAUGUAUUGUUCUUUUUAUAUAGUGAUUUUUGUUCAUUUUCUUGACGAGUGAUUAUUCUGAAUAGUACUGUAAAUAAAAAACAUUUAGGGGAGAACUAGACAGAGGUAAAUACACUAAACAAAUCAAUGACUAGAUGAUGACAAAGACUUGACAAAAGUUGCCAAAAACAAAAAGCAUAUGAUACCUCACCUAAUGUUACUGACAUGAAGGUCUAUAACUGUAUAUGAUGUAAAAAGUUAUGGAGUUACAGCUGAUCUUUUAUGCAAGGUUAUGUCAUUUAUCUCAUCAACAAACCUUUCAAUAAAACAUUGGAUAUCAUUGGAUUACUUCCUUAUUUGC